Messenger RNA from Fusarium mangiferae, 720 nucleotides. RefSeq lists its product as uncharacterized. The record is from RefSeq and is a predicted model, not a curated record. The transcript has 2 exons. Bases 1 to 720 code for a protein of 239 amino acids. NCBI's taxonomy places the organism in Eukaryota, Fungi, Ascomycota, Sordariomycetes, Hypocreales, Nectriaceae.
AUGGACACAUACAAAGACCUCUCGCCAUCAAACCGGCCUGCCAAGUGGAUAUGGAACCUUUGGAUAUAUGGCCUCUGGUCCAUUGUCCUGGUCUGUACUGCAACUCUGGACUUUCACACCAUAUACGACAUAUACCGUGUCCUUCCUCUUGGUCUGGCUUGGGGAAUCCCUUGCGUCCCGUUGUACUCGUUAUCCAAAGGAUGGAUUCUAAGCAAGCCCAAAACUCUACUCUUUGAAGCAAAGUCUUUGGUAGUCGCAUUCUGUAUGGCAAGUGUUUGUGCCGAAGCCAGUAUGGCUUAUUGCUGCCGGCAGAAGGAGUACCAAUGUGCGAGCAGAGAUUUACGAGCAAGAAGCUUCUAUCUCGCUGUCUUGUACCAAUUCUUCCGUGAGACAUCAUGCGACAUCAGAGACAUUCCGGAAGAUACCAAAGAAGGCCUAAAAACACUGCCUGUCAAGCUCGGCAAGCAGAACACUGUAUUACUCUUGGCUACGGUUGGCGUUGUAGUCGAAUCAAUUCUCACUCAUGGCAUCGACAUAACAACCACAGGAAUUAUCGUCAAAGCUCCAAUGAUUGCCCGUGCAUUCCUACGAGUCGGGUUGACGAUGGUGGCAUAUUGGCAAGUGUUAAGGUACCCAAGGCAGAAUUCGUGGGCUUGGGGAUCUAUGUCGCUACUGGGGUUGACACCGGUGCUUUUUGCACAAGCUGCUCUUCGCGACUGA